GACCAAUCUCUCUAUUAACAUUACUGCAGAGUGACUGUGCAGUUUUUGUCUACAAACAAGAUGGCUUCUUUUUCAUCAUCAGCAAAUAUAAUUUUCUGUAGUAUAUUUCUUUGUUUUCUUGUUCAGUUAGCCCGAAUAACUGCCAUUAAGUUACCACCUAAUGUUAGAGUUCCUGCUGUUCUUGUUUUCGGGGACUCCAUCGUUGAUCCGGGGAAUAACAAUCACAUACAUUCAGUUGUUAAGGCUAAUUACUCACCUUAUGGAAGAGAUUUUAUGGGUGGAACACCAUCCGGAAGGUUUAGCAACGGCUUAAUCCCAAGUGACUUGAUAGUGAAAGCAUUCGGAAUUAAAGAUGUUUUACCAGCAUAUCUUGACCCGUCAUUGGGACCGAAUGAUCUCCUUACUGGCGUAAGCUUCGCAUCCGGUGGUGCAGGAUAUGAUCCCCUUACAGCUAAAAUAGUGUCGGUUAUUGGGCUGGCGACACAAAUGGAGUUAUUUAAAGAAUACCUAGCUAAAAUUAAAGCUGUUGGAGGAGAAGAGAAAACUAAGAGUGUCAUAUCGGAGAGUGUGUACCUAGUUGUUGCAGGAAGUGAUGACCUUGCUAAUACAUAUUUUACUUCACAAUUAAGAUCCAAUUAUGAUGUCCCUGCCUAUACUGAUCUUAUGGUUCAAGGAGCCACCAAUAUACUUCAGGAACUGUACGAUAUGGGAGCGAGGAGGUUUGCAGUUUUCAGUGCACCACCAAUAGGAUGCGUUCCAUCACAAAGAACAUUAGGAGGAGGGACAGAGAGACAUUGUGCGAAGAGUUAUAACCAAGCUGCUCAGAUGUUCAACUCAAAGCUGUCUUCAUCCAUUGACAACCUCAAUGCUAAUAAGUUUGAACAUGGUAGGGCUGUAUACGUUGAUAUCUACAAUCCUCUCCAAGACGUUAUCAACCGUCCUCGCCAUUAUGGUUUCGAGGAGGCAUCAAAAGGAUGUUGCGGGACAGGAUUGAUAGAGUCAGUGAUUCUAUGUAAUGACUUAAACCCAUAUACUUGUGACGAUCCCUCCAAAUAUGUAUUUUGGGACAGUUACCACCCCACAGAGAGAGCCUACGAAAUACUUUUCGUACCUAUCCUCAAGAAAUACCUCAAUGAAUUCUUCUGUAACAGUGGCACCUUGUGCUGAUAAGUAGCCUUAGGCCAACAUAGUUACCCAAGAUAAAAAAGAGAGGUUUUUCACAGAGACGGCCUACGCUGUUGAUUUCACUUAUCUUAUGUAUUCCUCCAAAGAAAAAUUAAUUGUAGAAGCAGAUUCAUAUUUUCUUGUGUAUCUAAGAUAAAGAUCUUUUUUUCACA
Papaver somniferum (opium poppy) is the source of this 1337-nucleotide messenger RNA. RefSeq names its product GDSL esterase/lipase EXL3-like. The transcript has 5 exons. The coding region runs from base 61 to 1167 and encodes 368 amino acids. The record is from RefSeq and is a predicted model, not a curated record. Lineage: Eukaryota; Viridiplantae; Streptophyta; Magnoliopsida; Ranunculales; Papaveraceae. Gene Ontology annotation, molecular function: hydrolase activity, acting on ester bonds.